This is a messenger RNA of Penicillium subrubescens, 2466 nucleotides long. RefSeq lists its product as uncharacterized. Bases 1 to 2466 code for a protein of 821 amino acids. The transcript has 7 exons. The record is from RefSeq and is a predicted model, not a curated record. NCBI's taxonomy places the organism in Eukaryota, Fungi, Ascomycota, Eurotiomycetes, Eurotiales, Aspergillaceae. Gene Ontology annotation, molecular function: zinc ion binding.
AUGGAGAACGGGUCAACUGACAGCCCAGCGGGUCCAGAGCCCCAAGUGCAGCGCACAGAAAUCCAGCCGCCCGCCGCCCUUGAUGAGUUGGCAGGCCCGGCGCGAACGCGUGGCGCUGUAUCCUCGCAGGAGGCGAGUGCGCCGCACCAAUCAGCCGCUAAGAAAAGGGCCAAAUGUCGUUAUUUUGCGACCAAGAAGGGUUGCCGUGCCGGCUCGGAAUGUCCAUUCAUUCAUGAUGCCGCUACGAUCGAGCAGAGGAAGGCCACACCCAGCCAGUCAUCUGGACCACAAUCGUCGACUGCAAAUGCCCAGAGUCCAGGCUCCGGCAUAGCUAGUGCGGUUGAGGACUUGAAUAUCAGUGAGACCGAGUCCAAGCAAGCUGUGACAACGCCUCAAGUGGCCCAGACUCCCAGACCGGUCUCAAAGGUAGAGAAGAAUGACCCGAGGGAAUUCCAACUCAAUCAGUUGAGGCGACGUUUCCGUCCACAAGAGCAGAGUGAUGAGAAUGGUUCGACUCUCUCGUUCGGGCUGGCUCCUUCGGACCCCGAUUUCCCUUUCGAAUUGGACGCCUUGCAAUGCGUUCUUCAUGUGCCAAAUACAUAUCCUGGCAAGGGACGGCCGAAACUUACCGUGACCAAUCCUGAAAUGGAGGCUGCUUUCCAGGCCAAUGUGUCUAGGGGAUUUGAUGAUAUCGUUGACUUUGCAAUUCGGACUAACGCCAGAGGAACUUUGCUCAAUUGGGUGAAUACCCUCGAUAGACAGCUUGAACGGCUUUUGACUACUCUGGAAAGAGGACCAAAGCUUACCUUUGUGGCUAAUGUUGGGAGCGGUGCUGUGAGUCCAGCGCCUACACAGAGGACAAGCUCAGUUGCCCCUGUGCAGCCUCGCCCGACUCCUACUACAUCGGCUACUACCACAUCGAUUGUAGCAACAAAACCGACUAUCGUUGCUCCAAGCUACACCUACGAACAAAAGGCCCAGGCUGAAAAACGCAGGGCAAUGGAGACGAAACAGCUUGAAGGCCGACUUGGAAGACUUCCGCUAUUCCAGAAACGUUCGGAAACGUCUUUCAAUAUCCCAAUACAACCCACCAAGCAGGACCGUCUGCCGAGGUCUCUUCAAGCCGUGAAAACGGUGAAACUUAUCGUACCAUCACUCUACCCUCUGGAGCACAGCUCCAUCGAGAUGCAGGGUGUGAACAGCCCGGAAGCCAGAUCCGUAGAAGCCGGAUUUGCGCAAUGGUUCGAUACAAACUCCCAGAUGAAUCUGGUAUCACAAAUCAACUACCUGGCUAGCAACAUGCACAAUUUUGCCAAGACACCUCUGCCUGAGGUUGCAGAGCAAGCCCAGCACGAACACCUCCAGGUAGAGGAGGAUACUUCAGCGCCCCAAUCUGAAGCUGGUGUUCCUCUCGAAAGUAGUGGAGACAGACCUCAUUUGCAUGUCAUCCCUCGUCCACCCGAAUGGUCUGUCCCAGAGCAUCAGAGCGGCAGCGACAUAACAGACGAAUCUAGCUACGAGGAAGACUCUGAAGAGUACGAUGAGAACGACCUAGAUUCUGAAGAAGGCGGUGCUCCUGUCCCCGUGGUUCUGGAUACUCCAGGCCGAGGCGUUGCACUCUCAUUCCCCUUCCUGGAGCUCUAUGGCAUCGAACUGCUGGAGAUAAGCCACCUCGCCAUCACUAUCAAAUGUGAGCGCUGCAAGGAAUCGAUGGAUAUCAAGAAUGUCCCUCAGCUCGCGGAUCCCAAGGACAUGCCGAAAAUCGAGUCGUGCAAGAAAUGUGCCAACUCGAUGAGCAUCGGGUUCCGGAAACAAUUGAUGCAUUCGCACGCGAACCGCGCAGGGUAUCUUGACCUAGAUGGCUGCACAGUCCUCGAUCUUCUCCCAAGCAACUUCAUCCCAACAUGCUCCGAAUGCUCAACCGCCUACCACGCCCCAGGCGUAUCAGCCGUCCGCGGCGAAAGUGCAAUGGCAAUUUGCCGGCACUGCCACCGGAAGAUGGUUUUCAAGAUGCCCGAGGUUAAGUUCCUGGUCGUUGGUAGUGCGGCGAUGUCCUCCCGCUCCGCGCUGCCAUUGAAAAAGAGGCCAAAGGAAGUCCUCGGUAUUGUUGCUGGGCAGGAACUUCCUCGACGCGGUCGGUGCCAACACUACGGGAAGAGUUAUCGUUGGUUUAGGUUUAGUUGUUGUGCGAAGGUGUUUCCUUGUGAUAAAUGUCACGAUGCGGAAACGGAUCAUCCUAAUGAACACGCCAACCGUAUGAUCUGUGGCUUCUGCUCUCGCGAGCAAAUCUACAGACCAGAGAGUUGCGGGGUUUGCAGAGCUACGCUUAUCGGUAAGGCUGGUAGUGGAUUCUGGGAAGGUGGUAAGGGAACGAGGAAUCGGGCUCUUAUGAGCCGGAAAGAUCCUCGAAAGUAUAAGCGGCGUGGGAGGACUGUGCCUGGUGGGUCUAGCUCGAAGAAGAAGUAG